This is a messenger RNA of Patiria miniata (bat star), 3795 nucleotides long. RefSeq names its product angiopoietin-1 receptor-like. NCBI's taxonomy places the organism in Eukaryota, Metazoa, Echinodermata, Asteroidea, Valvatida, Asterinidae. The transcript has 22 exons. Gene Ontology annotation, molecular function: transmembrane receptor protein tyrosine kinase activity; protein binding; ATP binding. Gene Ontology annotation, cellular component: signaling receptor complex. The record is from RefSeq and is a predicted model, not a curated record. Gene Ontology annotation, biological process: positive regulation of kinase activity; cell surface receptor protein tyrosine kinase signaling pathway; multicellular organism development. The coding region runs from base 1 to 3135 and encodes 1044 amino acids.
AUGUUUUUGUGGGCAUGUGCCAUUCUUCAAAGAGGUUUAGCCGUUGAUCUGGAUCUGCAAGACAAGACGGCCACCCAGAGUAGCGAUUACUAUGCUAAAGAUCUCAGUAUAGAUCUUGUUGCAGACCGAGCAAUAGAUGGAGAUACCACAACAUUUUCACACACUGGUGGGCGACUGAACGGUGCUGUAGUGCAGGCUGGUUUGGAUCCAUCAGAUUUCUCACAGAACACACGGAUAGGAACAGUCACAAGUUUCCAGGCAACCAACGGAGCAACGAUUCCUUUUACAUCGGACCCGGCCAUCUCUGCUCGAUACGUUAGUGUGGAAUUGUCAGGGAAUUGCCUUCACCUGGCUGAAGUCAGGAUUAGCACAAACGACAUAAUUACAAGCAUAACGCCAACAAAUGUCGAUGCUACAAGUAUGACAGUCAGCUGGUCUACAGUGCCCUGUGCUAUUUAUUACUACAUGGAGUAUGCCUUGACCAACAGGGAUAAUUGUGAAAGCAUCAAUCAACCGACGUAUAUCAGUCCCUGCAAUAUGUGUCAGGGAAACACGGUCACAAUAAAUGGUCUAGUACCAUUCUCUCAGUACACUGUACGAGUCAAGGCUUAUGUAUAUGGUGCAUACGGACCAAUAAAAACAGUCAUCUUCACAACCACAUCAUCAGCACCGACUGGACCACCCACUAAUGUAGCACCUGGGUCUCAAGCCCAACGCAGCCUAGCCUUCUCCUGGAGCCUCCCAGCGUGUGGAAGCCGAGGCGGUGUCACAGGAUACGACUAUAGGCUUAGUACAAGUGGCGCUGCACCAUUGACUGGCCAGACCACAGCAGGCCUCUCAGUUACAAUAGAUGGACUUACUCCCCAUACUUCUUACAGUUUUCAAGUUGCUGCAAGGACUAAUGAUGGGACUGGACCGUACAGUGUGGCUGUAACAUCAACAACACAAGAAGCAGCGCCCACAGUUCCCCGCAAUGUUCGCAUCCUGUCGACAGAUGACAUGUCCGUCAGUCUUGGUUGGAGUGAACCAGUUCCAGCGAAUGGACUUAUCUUGCACUACAAUGUUCGCUACUGGAGGAAAGGAGACAUGCAAACUAUGGAGACUGAUCCUAUAGUCAUUGGGUUGAUGCACAGUGUCACGGGCCUUGAAGUCGAUGUGCCAUACAUGGUCGUGGUGCGAGCUGUGACGUCUGCUGGUCCAGGCCCGUGGAGUGAACCUAUUGAAGCACCGACAACAAUCGGAGUUCCUGGACCUGUUGGGAAUCUUAACUUCACAGAGAGGACAGAGACAUCAAUCACUUUGGUCUGGGACCCGCCACUACAACCGAGAAGACCAAUCAUCGGUUAUGUAGUAGAUUACCGUACAUUGGAGAGGCCUUAUCGACCGGACUUCACGGCAGAGGACACUUACGAAACCAAUGAAGCUCAGAAUUCACCCUUCACAAAAACCAACCUGGAACCUGGUACUAAAUAUGAGUUUAGGGUGUUGGCGAAGAACGAAAUGUUCACAGGAACAGAACACCGAAUGUUGGAGGUUUACACAAAGCCGGUGACGGAUCCACCUGCUCCACCCAAACCCACUACAAUUCAAGAGAAAACAACAGACAUGACAGUCACAAUCAGCUUGGCAGCUCCAAAGUCUGCUGUGUACAUAGAAUCAUACGUUAUUGAGGUUAAGAAGGCUGGUACGUUGUCUGUGAUCAAGAGAGAUGUUCUCGUUACGAGGCGUUCUGAGGACCAAGUUGACGGUUAUAUUGCAGCUAAAUUUCCCAAGACUAGCCUUCCUGCUGAAUUCGUAGUUGGAGACUCUAUGAUGUAUGGCGGCUACAGGAACGCACCGCUGCAGCGAGAUGCUGUAUACAACAUCCGCGUUGGGUCUGUUACUAAAGGCAACGAAGCUGUGACCACGGUAACAUAUUCAGAGCCACUGACAGUCAUUGUGCAAAAGCCGGAAGAUGUCACCCCAUCAGCGAGUGGCAACGGAAGCACCAUUGUCGCUGUCGUGGCUAGUGUGAUAGUGUUCGUCUUGGUCAUAAUCAUUGUCAUUGGGAGUGUGGUGUGGAGAAGACGAACUCGCCAACAUGCAUCAAAUAGUUCUCUAGUACCUAGAACUAUGGAACUGGUUGCCAAACCUACAACCUACGAAAAUGACCAACCGAGAGCUGUCAAUCCCGAUGGCGAUAUAAAUGAGGAUGUUGGGCUUCCCACCUGGGCCAGGAAACUGGAAAUCAAAUCGGAGAAUUUGAUCAUCGAUGAUGAGAUUCUUGGUAGGGGUAACUUUGGCGAGGUGCGGGCAGGAGGCGUGAGGAUCGGAGGCCAGGUCACCAAAGCAGCCAUCAAAACUCUCAAAGACAGCACCUCUGAUGCUGCUACGGACUUCAAGGUGGAGUUGCAGACAAUGGUGGGCAUCAAACCACACCCUAAUAUUGUACGUCUCCUUGGCGCAUGUUUUCAUGAAGGCAUUCUGUAUGUGGCACUGGAGUUUCUUCCCAACGGCAAUCUUCGUGAUUAUCUGAGGAGCAUUCGCCCGAUGCAGAAAGGAGCUGGCCACUCCACUGACGGAGCAUCUCCGGUGACUUCUUCAAACUUGUUGAAAUUUGGCACAGACGUUGCCAAGGGAAUGGAUCAUCUGUCCAAGACAGGGAUUAUCCACCGUGACUUGGCUGCAAGGAACAUCCUCCUUGCUGAAGACCUAACCGCCAAAGUGUCUGAUUUCGGCCUAUCCAGAGGGGAGAACAUCUACGUUCAGAAAUCCUCGACCAGGAUUCCUGUUCGCUGGUUGGCCAUCGAAUCUUUGACGCGACGUGUCUACAAGUCCAAGAGUGAUGUGUGGUCGUUUGGCAUCUUGCUGUGGGAGAUAGCAACAUAUGGAUCCACUCCGUACCCUGGUAUUGAAAGCAAGUCACUGGCUGAGAGAUUGCUGGAUGGAUACCGCAUGCCCAAGCCGGACAACUGCGCCGAUGAAAUUUAUAAUCUGAUGUUGAAGUGCUGGCAUGAGGUGCCAAGUAAGCGUCCAACCUUCAAAGUACUCUACCAAGCUCUCGAGAAAAUGAACUCCAAAUCGUAUGAAAAUGUUGUCUUGUCACCGACUGUCUACGAGAAUUUCAUCAUCAAGCAUGAAUUUGAUGACAACUAGAUGACGUCAUUAUCGUUACGCUGUAAUGCAUCAUCUUCGAAAUUACUCAAGCAAGUGGUUCAGCGUUUUCCCGAUUGUUUUCAGUGUCGGGUUUAAGUGUUGGCAUUAACGCAGACUUUUAUUUGAUAACAAUGUCAAGUAGAAUAUUUAAAUCAUAUUAUGUCCUUGUACAUAGUGGAUCUUAUUUAGCCUCAUAUAUUUGGAACAAGACUUACUAAACAUUUUUACAUUAUUAUCAAAUUUACAACUCGUUUACAGUUUAAGAGUAAGCAUUUACAUUAUGUUAAAAAUCGUAGUAGGCUGGUUAGCGUGUUGUUUUAAAUCUCAAAAGCUUUCGCAGAAGAUCAUGUUUUAAAAUGUAAUAUUGUAUAGCGAGGACGUACCGAUGUAUUGUGUAUAGUACACUCCUAAAGCAUUGUCAAUAAAUCAACUGUUGUACUGUAUAGCGAGGACUUGCCGUGAAAUACCGAUGUACUUUGUGUAGUUUACUCCUAAAGCAUUGUAAUUAAAUCAACUGUUGUGUUGAACAGCGAGGACUUGCCGUGAAAUACCGAUGUACUGUGUGUAGUUGACGCCUAAAGCAUUGUCAUUAAAUCAACUGUUGUAUUGUAUAGCGAGGACUCAUCAUGAAAUACCGAUGUACUGUGUGUAGUUCACUCC